Messenger RNA from Phytophthora sojae, 1833 nucleotides. RefSeq lists its product as hypothetical. Gene Ontology annotation, molecular function: protein kinase activity; ATP binding. The record is from RefSeq and is a predicted model, not a curated record. NCBI's taxonomy places the organism in Eukaryota, Oomycota, Peronosporomycetes, Peronosporales, Peronosporaceae. The transcript has a single exon. Gene Ontology annotation, biological process: protein phosphorylation. The coding region runs from base 1 to 1833 and encodes 610 amino acids.
AUGACCCCUCCUCCGCCUCAACGUCGUCACGAACGACCCGGAGAGCGCUCGGGUAGCGGUCUAUUCGAGAGGUCCAACCCGUUCGACACGGACUUCGGGGAGAAGGAGCUCAUCGCCCAGGGAGGCUUUGGCAAGGUGUACAAGUGCAAGUCCAACGUCGACGGACACUGGUACGCCAUCAAGCUCGAGCAGUUCUGGUUCAAACCCGAGACGUACUUCAACCCGUCCGAGGUGCGCGACGUCAUGAUGAACGAGGCGCUGGUGCUGGCCGGACUCGACCACGAGAAUGUCUGCCGCUACUACAACACGUGGGUUCUGGGCUCGCUCAUCCCGGCGGUGAACAAGGGCCAGGAGGUGGAGCAGCCCGAGAGUCCGUGCUAUUCUCCGACCUACACGCUGACGAGACGGACGAGCAGUCCGGCGGGCUCCAGCCUCACACGAUCGAGUUUCUCCUCCGUGAGCGACGUUAACGAAGAAGACGAUGAAGUGGACAUGAGCUCGUCCAACUACUCGGACGCGUACUCGUACGAGCCAGACGAAGAGUGCGUCGCGAGCUUUGGAGACCUAGGCUUUGAGAUGGAGGCGUCCGAGGAGGACGAGCGCGAUAUCAGUCCACGGAUGUCGCUGGCCCGUUCACAGCGUCUCGCAGCAGGGAAGAGCAGUCCUCAACGGAUCAAUGAAGACGGCGACGAUACGUUCAAUCGCCAGCAACCCACGGAGAAACUCCGUCCGAAGCCUCUGGACUCAUCUUCAUCCACUCCGGGCGCCUUCAUCACGCAGAUCGACGUGUACAUUCAGAUGGCUCUGUACGAAGGCAACUCACUGCGAGACUGGAUGGAGCAGCGCAAGCCUGGAGAGAUUGAUGUUAGCAAGAACAUGCACAUCUUCCACCAGAUCGUGAACGGACUGAGGUACGUGCACAAGCAGGGGCUUGUCCACCGUGACAUCAAGCCCGCCAACAUCUUCCUCACGCGCGAGUUUUGCGUCAAGAUCGGCGACUUCGGGCUGUCCAAGAACACGCUGCAGACCAGUCUGAACCUCCACCCUUCCCGUUAUCUGUGCGAGGAGGGCGACGACAGCUUCGACACGUUGACGUACAACAGCACGGACGAAGAGAUGGAGGAGGUCUCCCAGUUGUCGAUUGGUGUCGGCACUCCGCUGUACAGCAGUCCGGAGCAAACCCACGGACAUCAGACAUGUGCAGCUCCUAGUGACGUUUACAGUCUCGGAGUUCUGCUGUGCGAGCUGUUCUGCACUUUCACGACGCAGAUGGAGCGCUACGUGGUGCUGACCAACGCCCGCAAGGGUCAGCUGCCGCCUUCGCUGCUCGACGAACACCCGCAGAUCGCAGAGCUGAUCUGUGCCAUGGUACAAGAGGACCCUCUCUUGAGACCGACUUGCACCGAUAUCAUGGAGUGCGGGAUUUUCCAGCACCAGAAACUGCACUUUAAUCUCAAGAGUCCGUGCUCCGGUUCGGUUGGCGUCAGUCCUCUGGCUCGUGCUCUAUUGAGUCAUGGCAACUGCAGCUCGACCGUGUUGAACUUACUGCGCUCGAUUGCGCGACUCGAACAGGAAGAGGAGACGCUACUCCUCAACCUCGAGACGACCGACAAGCUCCACAAGGCCCAGGUAUUUUUUCCAGACACUGACGAUUAUUUGCGUCCGGCCGAGAGCUUGUUGGAGAAUCCGAUCUCUCCUGUGUCGGAGCAACGAGUCUCUCCUACGGGAAAGAUGCUACCGAACGGAGCACUCACUGCGAAGACAAUCCAUGAACUGAAGCGCCUGGGCGCCGAACGGCGUCGGCUUUUGGACAGUGCUCUUCACGAGCUGUGA